CUGGAUCAAAACGACGUCUAGAGGACUUGGAGUAUCAGCGACCAGGCUUUCGCAUAUCAGGGGCACUCACUCUCGCCGUACAGGAGGCGAGUAAUCGUAUCCUUGCUAUCCCUCCUCCCUCUUUCCGCCUCCUCAUAAUACUAUUGUCGACCGUGAUUAACGCGGAAGCAGAUAAUUAAAUUUAACAAUUCCAAUCAGAAGGAAACAUGACGCUUAUCCGUUAAAUGUCGAUUAUCUGUUUAACAUCGAUUAAGCGAAACUAGAGCAAUUUGUGGUUGCGCGGAAGAAUUAUAUAUGUAUACUUUAUUGUUCUUGAAAAUUGUACAAUUUGUCACGUGACUAGAACACAAUUUUGUGAGAUGAUAUGUAUAGACUUUAUACGAGAUAUAUCAUGAUAAACAUUGCUAUUAAGAUAAAAAAUUCGAUAUAUUAGAUUCGAUAAAUUUAUUAUUUUCUAAUAACCUUUGAUCUUUUUAUCUGAAAUAUUCUUCUUAAAUAGUACUUGGAACACAGGUAAACGCUGGCGAGCUUGGUAAACGAGGGCACAAGUUGGAAUUUCUUGUUGCCGAAACUUAUGGUGAAGAAGAAACUAGCAUUUUAACUGUGGCAGAUUUGUGGAGGAAAAACGUUAGCGCUUACAUCGGUCCACAAGAAACUUGCAUUCACGAAGGCAGAAUGGCCGCUGCAUUUAACAUUCCAAUGAUAUCCUAUUUUUGCACACACCACGAAACAUCAAAUAAGAAAGAAUUUCCAACAUUUGUAAGAACGAGGCCACCCGAUACGCAAAUCUCAAAAUCCGUUGUUUCUGUUUUGUUGGCAUUCAACUGGACAAAAGUAACGUUCAUGUACAUGAAUUCAACAAUGUUUGAAUUUAAUAAAAUGUCCACAAUAGCGACGACAAUUCUUACGUCUUUCGAAGCGGCCGGAAUUAGCGUGACAUACCUUCGAUCUUGGAGCGAACCUUAUUAUGUAGAUACGCACAUGCAAAAUCCUUUUCACAAACACGUUAGAGAAACGUUUCGUAAAACUCGAAUUUACGUGAUUCUUGGGGAGUAUUUUGAGCAUAUUGGUCUCUUGAUGGCUCUGGACGAAAUGAAUCUUUUGACAAAAGGCGAAUAUUGGGUUGUCGGCGUCGACAUCGAACAAUAUGAUGAGAAGCGGCCGGACAAAUAUCUUCGCGGAUUAUGGCAGAAGGAGAUGGAUCUAUCAAUCGUGAAUGCGUAUCGCAGUUACUUCAGCAUCGUCGCGUCAGCUCCGAUCAAUUUUAUGAAUUUUACUCGGCUGGUUAAUAAAUACAGGCAGAAACCGCCGUUCAAUUUUACAAAUCCCUUGGCAAAAGUCGGAGGAAUAGUUCAGAUCGUACCGGAGACAGCGUACCUGUACGACGCGGUGCACCUUUACGAGAGAUCGCUGCUGCGUGCGCUCGACGAGAACCGGGACCCUCGGAACGGCCGGGAGAUGGUGUCGGCUCUACACGGUGUUCAUUAUCGAAGCGCAAUGGGCUAUAUGGUGUAUAUGGAUCAGAAUGGAGAUGCUGAGGGAAAUUACACGCUAAUUGCAUUAGAUGAUCGAUCUACAAGAGGUUAUGGACUUUAUCCAAUAGGCUAUUUCGUUGGAAAAGAGCAAGACACAAAUUUACCAACACUUCGCUUAACAAAAGAAAUAUCAUGGCUUUUUGGAGAUAAAGGACCACCAGUUGCAGAACCUUAUUGCGGAUACCACGGUGAAAAAUGUAAUUCUUACACCGGUGAAAUUGUGGGAGGUAUAGCCGGUGCAUUGCUGCUCAUUAUCGCAGCAGUCGUUCUGAUUCUUUAUAGAAACUGGAAGUAUGAGCAAGCAUUAGAUAGUUUGCUUUGGAAAGUAAAUUACAAAGACAUCCAGAUCAAGGAGCAGAAGGACGAAACGGUUGGAGCCAACGAGACGUCUGUCAAAUGCAAUUCCAAGCCACCGACAACGCAACCUAUAGUACGAACUAGUCAAGUAUCGCUAAGUUCAAAUCCCGAUGCUGACUUCCGAUAUUCCAUGAUUUACACACAAAUUGGAGUGUUUAAAGGACGUAUUUUUGCUGUUAAGAAAGUCAGGAAGAAAUCGAUUGAGAUUACGCGAGAAAUGAAAAAAGAAUUGAAAAUGAUGCGCGAUUUACGGCAUGAUAAUCUCAAUGCAUUCAUCGGUGCAUGUACCGAUCCACCUAAUAUAUGCAUCAUCGUCGAAUAUUGCGCACGUGGGAGUCUCAAGGAUAUACUGGAGAACGAAAAUAUUAAACUCGAUAACAUGUUUGUGGCUUCACUGGUUGGUGACAUUAUUAGAGGCAUGAUCUAUCUUCACGAGUCGGUCAUAAAAUAUCAUGGUUCUUUGAGCACAUCUAACUGUUUAGUGGAUUCGCGAUGGGUCGUAAAGCUGGCGGAUUUCGGUCUCCACGAAUUCAAGCGAGAUGCGGAAUACGAUCCUUCUGACGUCAUAAAAAAAUAUCACGGAUUGUUAUACAAAGCACCUGAACUAUUACGCUCUACUCGCUACCUCGAAAAACCGACUAUUCGGGACUUUCAAAGAGGUGACGUCUAUUCAUUUGGUAUAAUAUUAUACGAAAUACAAGGGAGACAUGGACCGUUUGGCAUUACGGAAUUAUCAGCAGCUGAAAUUUUGAAGAAAAUAAUUGCCAGAGAUUUGGGAACGCCGUUCAGACCACCAUUGGAUCAACUGGAGAACACGUUCGAUUUUGUCCGUGACUGUUUGCUGGAAUGUUGGGCGGAAAAUCCAGAAUUACGUUUGGAUUUUAAAAUGAUACGGAACAAAUUAAGACCAUUGAGAAAGGGCAUGAAAGCGAAUAUCUUCGACAAUAUGAUGGCGAUGAUGGAAAAAUAUGCGAAUAAUCUUGAAGCAUUGGUUGAUGAACGCACUGAUCAAUUGACCGAAGAGAAGAAGAAAACAGACGCACUAUUAUACGAAAUGCUCCCACGUUCUGUAGCCGAACAAUUAAAAAAAGGACAUAAAGUGGAAGCUGAAAGCUUUGAUUGCGUCACGAUAUAUUUUAGUGAUAUAGUCGGUUUCACGUCCAUGUCUGCGGAAAGCACACCGUUACAAGUGGUCAACUUUUUGAACGAUCUCUACACAACAUUCGAUUCAACGAUAGAAAAUUAUGACGUUUACAAAGUCGAAACGAUCGGAGAUGCUUACAUGGUGGUAAGUGGCCUGCCGAUAAGAAACGGAAUUGAACAUGCUUCUGAAAUAGCAAGCAUGUCAUUAUGUCUUUUGGAUGCCAUUAAACAGUUUACCAUUCGACACAGGCCACUUGACAAGCUACAGUUACGGAUAGGGAUACAUUCCGGCCCAGUAUGCGCUGGUGUUGUUGGAUCGAAAAUGCCACGAUAUUGCCUAUUCGGCGAUACAGUAAACACAGCAUCGCGCAUGGAGUCUACGGGGUUACCCCUCAAAAUUCACUGCAGCAGCGAGACGAAGCAACUACUGGACGAGCUAAAGGGAUUUACUCUUGUCGAGCGCGGUGUGAUUUCUAUAAAAGGCAAGGGCGAGCGUCUUACGUAUUGGCUAAUCGGUGAGGAUCUGAUUUUACGCAACAAGCGUAGCAAAACAAGAGCGAGCAAACGAAACGGCGAUAGCAAGAAGAUCAGCGUGGUCGAUCCUUUAGUUCCUCGAAGUUCCUUGAAGAACAAGUCUCUCGUCAGAUCCACUUUUACAAGAUGCUCCAGCGAGUCGCCGAAACGUUUGCGAUUCGCCAGCUCGGAUCAACUCGAUCAUAAGAGCUCCAGGGUGAAUAGCCAACUGGAAUCGAUAAUCGACAACAGUCCUUGUAAAACGAAAGCUUCGUGCGCGUUACGAUCGUCCUGCAUGGAGAGCUGGAGAUCCUCCAGUAACUCCUGUCCCUGCGUGGAAAAGCUCUGCGAUCAGGAAGCUCAGCCGGAACUGGUGGAACACGAACUGCCGUCGGAUAUUAAGAACGUGCCGUUGCUCCGAACCAACCUGAUCUUUGGCAAUGAGUCGUGUCUUCUGCGAGCUGGAGCCAAGAGCUAUCGCUUCGGCACACCCGGGAUACUUCAGAUCACUUGUAGAUCCGCGCCCAGCAGCCCUCGGCAUAGCACGACGGUGUUAAACGCCCAGAAAAGAGCGGCGCAGUCGAACGAGGAAAUCGAUGGAUGGGAUGCAAUAACGCCUUUGAUCUAUUAUCCAGAUAGUCGAUUGGAUUGAAAAGAUCAAGUCUGUGAUCGAGGCGAAUAAAAUCGAACAGAGAGAGAAAGAGAGAUAAAGAAUCAAUAUUUAGAAAGAUUUAAUCGCGUAUAGACAAAUAUCUGUAGGGAUACUUGACAAUCGAGAAUCUCUUGCAAACGACAUCUCGCUAGAUUUAUUUGUAUCGAUUAAUUGCCAAUAAUAACUUUGUGCCAGUUAGUAUUUUCUAACAAAAUUUCUUACUUGCGUCGUAUAUAUGACGUAUCAUUCAAAGAGAAUUGUGCAUAUGAUACAAACAAAAUAAUUUAUGCACGUAUGUGUAUCAAUGUAUUAUAUAUAUCUAAAGCAGAAACAACAAUACAUCAACAUAUAACGAUAGUAUAUCUCUUAUGUUAGCGUAGACAAUCGUAAAAGGCUCGUGCUUCUUAAAUAAAUGUCUAGUCAAUGUUACUUUAAGCACUAUAUAUAUUCUCAUAUUCUAUCAAAUAUUAAAGAAGGAAAGUUGAUGCUUAUAAGUAUUACACGUGAAUAUGUUUAUCCCAAAAGCAAAAAGAGAAGAAGAAAAGGACAAGGAUGCAAAAAUGUAUUAUUAAUAUUUCUAAAUAUUUUUAAAAACGUAGUUUAUUAAUAUAAUUAUUCUGUUUAAUAAAUACUAUAUUCACUUUUAGAGAAAAAUCUAUUCUCUUAUGCUAUGAAUUUUUUAAUGUUUCCCUUUAAGUUAUGUUUGUGUGUGAAAAACGUUAAAAUAAAAAUUUUCUCCACGCAUUAUAUUCAUCGAAAAUGAAAACUGAUAAAAAACAAUAUUUUAUUUUUACAAAAUUCAUUUUGUACACUACAUGGCUUUUAAUUUUUAUAUUGGUGACUUAUAUAACAACGCGUUAAAUAUACGCAAAACAAAAGAGAGUAGUACGUACUUCCAUUAUCUGGCUCCGAGAAAGGCAUUAUUAUAUAUUACAAUACACGACUUAAUUUACGUAGAUGUUUUAUGUAAAUGCAAUGGCUUCAAACAUAACUCGGUACACGCGAACGAAGCGUGAUAGAGCGCGGCAGCGAUAACGCAAAGAUUCAUUACGUUAUUAUUACUGAGGAAAUUAAUUAAACACGACUGGCGCAAGUCGACGCGAUUGCGUGUAUAUUUCUAUUCCCCUUUUAUCUUUCGCGUGAAACUGCCACUCGACAUUUUAAAAAACGGACAAAGUUGACGAAUCGCAUCGAAUAAAACAACAAUCGCGUGAAAGACAAUAGUCAUACUGAAAAAAAGGAAAAAAAAA
Formica exsecta is the source of this 5450-nucleotide messenger RNA. RefSeq names its product guanylate cyclase 32E-like. The record is from RefSeq and is a predicted model, not a curated record. Bases 676 to 4200 code for a protein of 1174 amino acids. Gene Ontology annotation, biological process: receptor guanylyl cyclase signaling pathway; cGMP biosynthetic process; protein phosphorylation. Gene Ontology annotation, molecular function: ATP binding; guanylate cyclase activity; protein kinase activity. The transcript is spliced from 21 exons. Lineage: Eukaryota; Metazoa; Arthropoda; Insecta; Hymenoptera; Formicidae.